GUAUACUGGACGAUGUAUGGAACAACGCACGAUGCAGCACAGAAGUAUGGUGGUCCCCAUGACGCAGCUCUUUCGAAUGGAAUGCGUCAGUUUUACGUACUUCUUUGAUUUCUGGUCGUCUAAUGUUGACCCUUUCGUGACAUCUCUCUCCAGGUCAACAUGACUUACUUUUCCAGAAGAUGUACUAGAAGCGAAAACGAGUGAAUGAGGUGUCGUGGAGGAGAAAACUACACGGGAAAACCGAACUUCAUUCGACCUCAGACUCCGAAUAGGGUCUUUCAGUUUUUAGAGCUCACGUUGGCAUGGCCCUUAACGUUGCUUGACCCAUUCACCCGAAUAUGGGGCCCCACCUGAAGUGUCCCGCGAUGGUUUUACUGCUGGCAGGGCUGGGCCCAUUCUUCACUGAAUCAGUAGCGCAACUCGAUCACAAACUCGAUGAACUAGCCGUCGAGGAAGGAAGGAGAGAGUAUACGUCUCUGAUAGAAGAGACGAAAUACCCUCGAUAUGGGGCUUGUUGGUUGGAAGCCAUCGAGUACCUCCAUGAAGGCUGCCGGACUCUCACCGACGAAUCUCAGAGUCGGGUGGCUCUCAAGUUUGCCAACUGCUUCCUGCUGAAGACUGGACAGAUUGUGUAUCCAUGUGAGGAUGAUCAAGAAAUUCGUGAUUGCACCCAACACAUGAGCGACAAGGCAUAUGCUACAUUCAACAAUUUCUUCACUCACACUAGGAGCCUCUGUCAAUUCUUGCAGAGCCAGAAGUGGCAGACAAUGACAGAAGACGUAAUAUCUCGGCUGUCACUGACAUCAGCAGAGGUGAGUCACCGGGUCUCAGAGACAAAUGAACGACUGAAACAGUCAAAUGAACUCCAAGGGGAGCUGCUGAACAAGCAGAAAGAAGCCUUUCAGUCCUUGUCUAAACUCCAUGAAGAGGAGGAAAGAAUGCAGCAGCACAUGCAGAUGUUUGUUAUCGGAUUCAAGGAAUUCAGGUGGCAGACAUCAGAUGAGCAGCGCAGCAUUGUUCUAUCACUCUUGGAUCGUCUGACCAAGCUCCAGAACUUUGUCCUUGGGGAAGUCUCCACAUUUUCCACAAUUGUGUAUUACAUCACAGCUUUUGUCCUUUGCUUUUUCCUCACCUCUACUCCACGCACAGCAGCAGCUCGCUUUUGGCUCUACCUCAUAUUGACUGGCAAUGCCUUCCUUGAACUCUCCUUGUCUUCAUAUAUCAUUGAGAGGGGAGGAGACAUGGGUUUGGAUGCUCAAAUGGUUUCAGAUUCUCGUCACUACCGGGUGUGGCUGCUACGGAAGGCAAUGCUUACAGUAUGCAGUGUUGUCCUUGGCACCUUGGCAUACAAGUUCAAGGACCUAAAUGCAGUUAAUCAUCAGCUUAUCCGUGAGCUUUACAAGCAAAAUGAGGAGAUCAAAAAGCACCUCUCUUCUUACAUUUCAUUAGUGACUGCAAAGCCAGUUGAGCAUGGGGCAGCAUUUAGACAGCAAGCAAAUAGAGACUGGACUGAUGCAGUAUGUGGUACAGAUGACUCAAGAGAUCUGGAUUCAGAUUCGGACGACUCAGAAGCAGAGUCCGACCUAACGUAUUAUCCUGCAGCCAUUGGCUGGAAAGAUGACAAUGAUUCUGAUGAUGCAUCUUACAUAAGUGAAAUUGAUGCAGAGGAAUUGUCUAGCAUAAAAGCAAACUCAUCCAUGCCAGAGGAGAAAGAUGAAGCUGACCAUCCAGAUAUCUCAGUAGUCAGCAAGAGCCCAAGAAGACUCAAGCAGACACCAAAAAGCACUCCGUGUCAGAGGUACAACUUACGGGAGAGAAGAAAAGACAUUGACUACAGCAGUAAUUCUUCCUUAGCCCAAGAAUCACCUGGGAAAUUCUACCACCUGAUCAAGCAGAUGGAAAAGAGAACCCAGAAGACUUCCUCUUUACUCCGCCAGGCACUUAUGAACCAGACACUUGAGAAUGCAAUUUUAUCUGAUGAAGACUGAAGCCGAGUCUGAUUCUCAUAGCCUCAUUGCCAGAGUUCCAUGUGCAAUAUACAACUCAUUCCUCCAAGUAGAAAGAGGACUAUUGUCCUCAGCUGCAAGUCAAGUACAAUUUUCUUUCAAUUGUGAAGAACCAGCCAUUCCCAUUAGUAUGCAAUGAUUUCAAUUUGAUACCACUGAUUUCAAUGUCAUUUCAUAUAAUAAUCAGCUUUUCUUCCUCAUCAGUGUGCCAUCUAUCAAGGGCUUUCAUCAAGGAAUUAUAUCAAUUUUUGUGUGC
Messenger RNA from Darwinula stevensoni, 2262 nucleotides. The record is from the annotation of a GenBank genome assembly. NCBI's taxonomy places the organism in Eukaryota, Metazoa, Arthropoda, Ostracoda, Podocopida, Darwinulidae.